AUGCCGAGGUACACAUCGCGCAAUGUUAGUCGUGUCAGCAAUCUAACAGACACAGGCAAAUUCAUCACCCGCGAAGAAUUGUUCAGAUACACGAAUGGAAGUUUUCUAGCGAACGAGAAGGAAGCUGCCAAUCGGAGAUAUGUCAAGUUUGACGUUGAUCAGCUUUGCGCCGUAGCCGCGACCACGAAUGGGAAACACUCGCCAGUAUGCGCAAUUGAGAAGAUGGAAGGCGGGUUCAGUAAGGCACUAUUACUGCGUAAAGAGGAUGGAACAGAAGUUGUUGCGAAGAUACCAUGCACAAUCGCUGGACCGCCGAAGUACACGACAGCAUCAGAGGUGGCCAUUCUCCACUAUUUACACGCACGUACUGCGGUUCCAGUACCUAAAGUCCUCGCCUGGAAUGAAGAUGCAUCGAAUCCUGUCGGUGCGGAGUACAUCAUCAUGACCAAGGCUCCUGGGGUUCAACUAUUCAAGGUAUGGGGUGAUAUGGAUGAGUUGGACCGGAUCCAAGUCGUGAGACAGCUGGCCGAAUUUGAGGGUGAGAUGACGGAUAUCCGCUUUCCAGCGAGCGAAAGCCUUUACCUUCGUCAUUCCAUGGCGGCCGACGAUACAUGCAUGGCCUUAGACCUAGACAUGGAUCCUGAGAAAGAGUUUUGCAUCGGCCCCUCUUGUAAUCGAGGAUGGCACACCGCAGCCGAAAUAGCGAAUUCGCGCCACCAGGGACCAUGCUUGUCUGCGAGCACAUCUGGCGCACAGCGAGGGUCUUUCGAGGAGCAUGUCGCUGUCCUUGACAUGACCAAAAAGGUCAUGUCUCGACUCAACGAGCGAACGCUGAUCGGAAAGGUUUCCGAACCAGUACUCUGGCACACCGACCUCGACAUGGGUAACGUCUAUGUGGCUGAGGGGAAACCUGCGCAAAUCCUGUCGAUCAUCGACUGGCAGUCCAUACUGGUAUCGCCAUUGUUCUUACAAGCACGCUUCCCCGACUUCGUUACUGUUGGUGAAGACUACCCCUUGGGUACGAAGGAGAUCCCCAAACUCCCACCUGACUUUGAUGAGUUGAACGUGGAAGACAAGAAGAUUGCAGAACAAAGGCUGAAGGACAACAUAACAGCGAAAGGCUACGAACUUAGUACUGGGUCAAAGAAUAUUCGGGGUUGGAAAGCUUUGCAGAUACCGUUGUUCCUCCGAGAACUCUUCAUACGCUGUGCAGAGGCCUCGGAAGAGGGUGUGAUUCCACUUCGGGCAUGUCUCAUCGAGUAUGCGGCAAAUUGGAAGGAGAUUGGCUUCGAAGGCGAAUGUCCGAUAAGCUUCAGCGAAGAGGACCUGCAGAAACACGAGCAGCAGUUUGAAGAGUACAGCAACUAUCACAAGGUACAUGAGUUGGCGAGGAACGUUCUUGGUACCGACUUCGAAGGCUGGAUCUCACCUUAUGUCGACUUUGAGAUGAAACAGCAGCAGAACACGGCGCUGCUUGAGGAGUUAGUGCGCAGGAGUAGUCAACAUGGCAUGUCGCCAGAGCGGAUGAGAGAGAUUUGGCCAUAUCUGGACCGUUCGACGUCAAGUCCUAAGCAAGAGAGCGUUGCAUACGGCUUCCGACAUUUACUUCGCUCGCUCGGCCUUUUCUAG
Messenger RNA from Alternaria alternata, 1629 nucleotides. RefSeq lists its product as hypothetical. Gene Ontology annotation, cellular component: mitochondrion. The record is from RefSeq and is a predicted model, not a curated record. Bases 1 to 1629 code for a protein of 542 amino acids. The transcript is spliced from 4 exons. NCBI's taxonomy places the organism in Eukaryota, Fungi, Ascomycota, Dothideomycetes, Pleosporales, Pleosporaceae.